GUGGCAAAUUUCAUUCCAGCGAGCCAUCAGCAUGGCGACAUUAGUAGCGGCGGAUUAUGUGGUGAUUGGUGUAUUGUUGGCCAUCAGUUCCGGCAUCGGUGUAUACUAUUGGCUCACCGGUGAUCGACAAAAUUCGACCGAGGAGUACUUCGUGGCGAACAAAUCGAUGCGAGUGACGCCGGUGGCGAUAGGUUUGAUGGUCUCGUAUUUAUCAGCGAUCAGUCUACUCGGAGUGAGCUCGGAGAAUUAUGUUUACGGCACGCAGUACGCCGUAAUCAACAUCUCCUAUGGCCUGGCCACACCGUUCGCAGCCUAUUUUUACUUGCCGGUGUUUUACAAGCUGCACGCCACGAGCGCCUUCGAGUAUCUGCAGAAGCGCUUCGGCACAAUCGCCAGACUAACGGCCAGCCUCGCCUUUCUGCUGCAACUGCUUCUCUACACCGGCGUAGUGCUGUACGCGCCCGCGUUAGCCCUGGAAGCCACCACGGGUAUGUCGACGAGCGCCAGCGUGAUCGGCAUAGGACUCGUGUGUACUUUCUACUCGACGAUCGGCGGAAUCAAGGCGGUCCUCAUCACCGACGUGUUGCAGAGUUUGUUGAUGUUGGCCGCCGUUAUCGCAGUGAUCGUCACCGCGGCAAUCGACACCGGCGGUCUCGAUCGGAUCUGGCAGAUCGCUCGUCAAGGAUCCCGACUAGAAUUUGACAACAUCUCUCCGGAUCCAACUGUACGGCACACCUGGUGGAGUCUGACACUCGGCGGUUUCUUCACUUACCUUUCCUUAUACGGCGUUAAUCAAGUUCAGAUUCAGCGAAUGCUGACCGUCAGAAAUCUGAAAGCCGCCCAGCACGCGCUAUGGUGGAGCUGGCCGAUGGCGUCGAUCAUGUCGCUCACCCUGUGCUUCUCCGGCCUGGCGAUAUACUCGAAAUAUCGUAGCUGCGAUCCGCUCGAGGCGGGCAGGAUCAGCUCGAACGAUCAAUUGAUGCCGUUGUACGUGAUGGACACGCUGUCGGGCUAUCCCGGUGUGCCUGGGCUCUUCGUAGCCGGAAUCUUCAGUGCCGGACUCAGCACCAUCUCGGCCACGGUUAAUUCCCUCGCCGCUGUUAUCCUCGAAGAUUAUAUCAAGCCUCUCUGGCGUGUAAGAAGAAAGGAGCUAUCCGCGAGGAUGUCCGUGAUACUGAGCAAAGUUCUGGCUCUUAUAGUCGGACUGACAUGCCUGAUGGUUGCUUUUCUGGCGCGAUUUCUCGGCGGGCUGUUGCAGGCGGCUCUGACGAUCUUCGGUGUCGUCGGCGGACCUCUGUUGGGUCUGUACACGCUCGGCAUGUUCGUCCCGUCGAGCAACCAGAAGGGCGCAGUCGUGGGCUUCGUUCUCAGCCUCGCGUUUUCCACGUGGAUCGGAUUCGGCCAGCCGAAACCGCCGAUUCCGCGGCUGAGCGUUUCGACCGACGGCUGCGGAUCCAACGACACCGUUAUCGCGUAUCACGACAGUGACAGCGGAUCGUUGAUUCAUGCGAGUUCGCCCUACGACGACCGGUCACAGGCGAACGAAUCCUACUUCUACCUUUAUCGCAUCUCCUACAUGUGGUACUGUCCAUUGGGAUUCCUCGUUGCCGUAGUCGCCGGAUGGGCGGCCAGCUGGGCCGCGAAAUGGAUUUUCAAGGAAGAUCCGGCCGAGAUCGAUCCUAUUUUGCUGAGUCCGAUCGUGGCGGGCCGAGUGCAGAAAAAACGGAUGAAAAUCGACGAAGAAGCUCGUCAUCGUAAGAACGCGUGCUGAACAUUCAUCACUCGCGCAUUUAUCCGCGGAGCACGUGGAGCAUCGAGGAGGGACACGACCACCGAGUGUCGCUGCAGCGUCCAGGAUGUUUAACGCGAGUCUUAAUGCGCGUGACGAGCGAAAUCGAGCGAGCUUGAUUGAUCGCGCGACCGGCGAUGGGACUGUUCGUUAUUCGGAAAUAAUUAUUCAUUUCGCCCGAGGAGAGACUUCGUUCGAGCGGCGCGCGUAUGGCCGAUUCCGCCUCGCGCGAAUCGAGCCUCUAAUUUCGGUCUUCCUAGAAUCGAGCCGAUUUUCAUACAACGUGAGUCGCGCGGCGGAAUGCCAGCGCGACGUACAGACGUAAACACCACGGACCACGGGCGCGCUGUACACGUUUACCGAAACGUUCGCAAAUCACGAUGGAAUGCCGUCGGACUGGUGUCCCCCGUCUAUGUGCGUGUGUGCGUGUGUGUGCCGCGUGCGUGCGCGCGCGCGCGCGCCAUACGGUGACAUACAGAGCGAGCGCAAGCAACGACCCGCGUCAUGCAGGUCUUAUAUAUACGUAAGGAAAUAACGCGCGCGCGUAUACCGUAGCCGAAAUAACCAUCUUCGAAAAUCCGCCUACGCGCGCGCGCGCGGCGAGCCGCUCUCCUCGGGAUUCUCCCUCGGAAUCUGUCCCGUUUCGUUCCGGUCGACGCGAGCUCCUUCACGUUUGACGUUUCGCCGUCAACGGUAAAAUGCCCGAGGAGAGGAGGCACAG
This is a messenger RNA of Odontomachus brunneus, 2510 nucleotides long. Its product is annotated as putative sodium-dependent multivitamin transporter. Gene Ontology annotation, molecular function: symporter activity. The record is from RefSeq and is a predicted model, not a curated record. Bases 32 to 1771 code for a protein of 579 amino acids. Gene Ontology annotation, biological process: transmembrane transport; sodium ion transport. Gene Ontology annotation, cellular component: membrane. NCBI's taxonomy places the organism in Eukaryota, Metazoa, Arthropoda, Insecta, Hymenoptera, Formicidae. The transcript has 8 exons.